GAGCGCUUAACUGUCAUGACUGGAAUGAAGCAGGCACAUAGUGGUGUCAUUUCUGAUUUGGGCGAAGAGUUCAUUGUGAUACUGUUAACUAAAAUGGACAGCUUGAAGCCAAGCAGGUUUAUAUAAGAUGAUGGGGAAAAAUUCCUUUUCCAUUGUGAACUGCCUUCCAGAAUUUAUAAUAGGACUUCGCUGAUGUUGCUACUGAUGCCAAUGUGGAAUAAAGUCUCGGGUGUCCAUCUCUCCCCAGUUUCUGAGAUUGUCCUGGACCAUGACCACACCUCUUCUCCAGUUGGCUGCCUCUCUGAGUCCAUCUCAUCACCAGAGAACACACAUGCAGACAACAACAUUGUCAGUCAGCCUGUCCCUGCAGCACAGAUGCAGCAAUCAACACAUACUCAUCUGGAUAUCUCACUUUUUCCAUUGGGUUUAACCGAUGAGAAAAGUAAUGGAACAAUUGCUCUUGUGGAUGAUUCUGAGCCUCUGGGAGCCAAUGUGUCAAAUAGACAGCUUCAGCAGAAAAUUUCAAGCCUGGAGAUGAAGCUCAAAGUUUCUGAAGAAGAAAAACAGAGAAUUAAAAAGGAUGUGGAAUCAUUGAUGGAAAAGCAUAGUAUCUUAGAAAAAGAUUUCCUUAAAGAAAAAGAGCAAGAGGCCAUUUCUUUUCAAGAUAGAUACAAAGAACUUCAGGAAAAACAUAAACAAGAAUUGGAAGACAUGAGGAAAGCUGGUCACGAAGCCCUCAGCAUUAUUGUGGAUGAAUAUAAGGCACUACUGCAGUCUUCAGUCAAGCAACAAGUAGAAGCAAUUGAAAAGCAGUACAUUUCUGCAAUUGAGAAACAAGCACACAAGUGUGAGGAGUUGUUGAAUUCUCAGCAUCAGAGGCUCCUUGAAAUGCUAGAUACAGAGAAAGAACUGUUAAAAGAAAAAAUAAAGGAAGCUUUGAUUCAGCAAUCUCAAGAACAAAAGGAAAUACUGGAAAAAUGUUUGGAGGAAGAAAGACAGAGAAAUAAAGAGGCAUUAGUAUCUGCUGCAGAGCUCGAGAAAGAAGCAGUGAAAGAUGCAAUUUUAAAAGCCAUAGAAGAAGAGAGGAAAAAUUUGGAAAAAGCCCAUGCUGAAGAAAGGGAGUUAUGGAAGGCCGAACAUGCAAAAGAUCAAGAAAAAGUAUCUCAGGCAAUUCAGAAAGCUAUACAAGAACAAAGAAAAAUAAGUCAGGAGAUGCUGCAAAAAAAAAUUAUUGAGACAGCAAGAGAGUCAUUAACUGAGAAAGCUGGGGUGUACCCACCAGAUCAGGAAACUGUUAAGGCAGCAAUAAUAGAAGAACAGAAGCGAAGUGAAAAGGCUGUGGAAGAGGCAGUGAAAAGAACAAGAGACGAAUUGAUAGAGUAUGUAAAAGAACAGAAAAGGCUUGAUCAAGUCAUCCGCCAAAGAAGCCUGUCCAGUUUGGAACUGUUCCUCUCCUGUGCUCAGAAACAGUUAAGUGCUUUAAUAGCUACGGAGCCGGCUGACAUUGAAUAAAGAGAACAUGACAAGCUAACCCA
Molecule: messenger RNA, 1535 nt
Organism: Talpa occidentalis (Iberian mole)
Lineage: Eukaryota; Metazoa; Chordata; Mammalia; Eulipotyphla; Talpidae
Gene: CCDC91
Product: coiled-coil domain containing 91
Exons: 13
Coding region: 193-1512 (439 amino acids)
Biological process (GO): Golgi to lysosome transport
Cellular component (GO): trans-Golgi network
Source: RefSeq, a predicted model, not a curated record